Messenger RNA from Porites lobata, 678 nucleotides. The record is from the annotation of a GenBank genome assembly. NCBI's taxonomy places the organism in Eukaryota, Metazoa, Cnidaria, Anthozoa, Scleractinia, Poritidae.
AUGUAUGUUCUAAUCAACAUCUAUGCUCCGAAUAAAGAUUCGAAUAUUGUGAGCUUUUUCAACAAUCUACUUCUGAUUUUGCGAAAUAAUAAUUUUGAUGAAGAAGAAAACAUUAUUAUGGGAGGGGAUUUCAACUGCCCUCUUAAUCCACUUAUGGAUAAGAAAGGAGGCCAAUUGAGUCCAAGAAAAUCUGUUGUAUCAACCAUUAGCAACCUACUAGAAGAGUUUGAUCUCGUCGAUAUAUGGAGAGUUAAGAAUCCUCAGAAAAAGAGCUUUACAUGGAGUCAAAAUUUGCCUACGAUCUUUUGUCGUUUAGACUAUUGGCUGAUCUCAAAUUCUUUACAUGAUCUAGUUAAAGCAGCAGAUAUAUUCCCGGCAAUUAGAACAGACCAUGCAGCUAUUACUCUUGAACUUGUAUACAAAUCUGAUGACAUCAAAGGUCCAGGUAUCUGGAAAAUGAAUUGCUCCCUUUUAGAUGAUGAAGACUACGUUAAUGGCAUCACGGAGAGGAUACCUAUCUGGUUAGCUGAAGGUCGUAAGGACCUUUCGAACUGUCGAAGUAUUUGGGACUGGUUAAAAUACAACAUAAGAGCGCACACUAUACAGUAUUCCAAAAGAAAAGCUCGAGAAAGAAGUGAAAGAGAAAAGGAACUCCAAGAACAACUCGCUAAUGCAAAG